UCCGCCCACACCUCGUGCUGCCAUGGUGACCGCCGUCGACAUCACGUUACCGUGGAGACGGUGAUAAGCGAUCACAAGAAAACGCGGGCUCAUUUUUAUGCUGCCUUUUUUUCCUUUUCUUUUUUUUUUGCAGCUGAUCGAAGUGAUCGAUGUUUCUGACGCGGUGACGUCAUUCUGUUUCCUUCUUCGUGCGGGAAGUCAAAAACCUGCUGAUCAGCCAAUCUGCAGUUCGUUUGUGCUGCAUCCUCCUCUUCCUUCUCUCCGUUUCUCCUCCUCCUCGGCCCCGAUGCUCCCGCCGGCCCUGCCCGGCCUCGAUGCUCGGUCCGCGGGCUGGCUGUAGCUCGGUGAAUCGGUGCACAUCGUCGGUCCGUCAUGGUGCAGAAAUCUCGCAACGGCGGGGUGUUCCCCGGAGCGCAGGCCGACCAGAAGAAGCUGAAGGUCGGCUUCGUGGGUUUGGAGGCCGGAGGGACGGACUCCAGCAGGGACGGUGCUCUGCUCAUAGCGGGUGGAGACGAGGGGCCUCGGCGGCAGCGCAGCAGCGUCUCCGGGGGGAAGAAACCUCCCAAACGAAACGCCCUCUACAGACGCCUGCAGAACUUCCUGUACAACGUCUUGGAGAGACCCCGAGGAUGGGCCUUUAUCUACCACGCCUAUGUGUUCCUGCUGGUGUUCUCCUGCCUGGUUCUGUCCGUGUUCUCCACCAUCAGAGAGUACGAGAAGAGCUCAGAGGACGCGCUCUACAUCCUGGAGGUGGUGACCAUCGUGGUGUUCGGGGUGGAGUACAUGGUGAGGAUCUGGGCUGCCGGGUGUUGCUGUCGGUACAGAGGGUGGCGAGGUCGACUGAAAUUCGCCAGGAAGCCCUUCUGCGUCAUCGACAUCAUGGUGCUCAUAGCAUCCAUAUCAGUCCUGGCUGCAGGGACUCAGGGAAACGUCUUCGCCACGUCGGCCAUCAGGUCGCUGCGGUUCCUUCAGAUUCUCCGAAUGAUCCGUAUGGAUCGCCGAGGAGGAACCUGGAAGCUGCUGGGAUCGGUGGUCUACGCUCACAGCAAGGAGCUGAUCACAGCCUGGUAUAUCGGCUUCUUGUGUCUCAUUCUGGCAAGUUUCCUCGUUUACCUGGCAGAAAAAGAAGAUAAUGAACAGUUUGAGACAUAUGCUGACGCCCUCUGGUGGGGACUGAUCACCUUGACAACCAUCGGUUAUGGAGACAAGUUCCCCAUCACCUGGAAUGGACGUCUGCUGGCUGCAACCUUCACUCUGAUUGGAGUUUCAUUCUUUGCUCUGCCGGCUGGGAUUCUGGGUUCUGGCUUUGCUCUGAAGGUUCAGGAGCAGCACAGGCAGAAACACUUUGAGAAGAGACGAAACCCCGCAGCAGGACUCAUACAGGCGGCCUGGAGGGUUUACGCCACAAAUCUGAGCCGAACCGAUCUGACAUCUACCUGGGAUUAUUACGAGAGGACAGUGUCUGUCCCCAUGUAUAGGCUGAUCCCUCCUCUCAAUCAGUUGGACUUACUAAGGAACCUCAAGAACAAAUCCGGACUCUCAUUCAGGAAGGAUGUUCAGCCCGAACCUUCUCCCAGUCAGAAGGUGAGUCUAAAGGAGAGGGUCUUCUCGUCUCCUCGGAGUUCAGGAACCAAAGGCAAAGGUUCUCCUCAGCACGGAGUUGCACCUGGAAUGGGUCCUGCUCCUGGCAUUGGUCCUGGAGUACCUGGAGGUCCUGGGGGAGUCCAGGCCUUGCGGCGUUCCCCCAGCAUAGAGCCCAAUUUGGAAGAGAGUCCCAGCAAGGUUCCAAAGAGCUGGAGCUUUGGGGAACGCAGCAGAACUAGGCAGGCCUUCAGGAUCCGGGGAGCAGCAUCCCGUCAGAACUCUGAAGUGCUGAUAGAGAUGCAGGACGAAGAGUUCAGACAGAAGAGCUCCCCAGAGGCCAGCCUUCCUGGAGAAGACAUGGCUGAUGACAACAAGAGCUGCCACUGUGAGUUUGUCCCUCAGGACCUGACCCCAGCGUUAAAGGUUACCAUUAGAGCCAUCUGCAUCAUGCGCUUCAUGGUAUCCAAGAGGAAGUUUAAGGAAAGUCUUCGUCCCUACGACGUCAUGGAUGUGAUUGAACAGUAUUCAGCCGGACACCUGGACAUGCUCGCCCGUAUCAAGAACCUCCAGUCUAGGGUGGAUCAGAUCGUUGGCAGAGGAACACCAAUUACAGAUAAGGAUCGUCCCAAAGCAGCCAGUGAGGAGCUACCUGAAGACCCGAGCAUGAUGGGACGCCUGGGGAAGGUGGAGAAGCAGGUCCUGUCCAUGGAGAGAAAGCUCGACUUUUUGGUUAAUAUCUACAUCCAGCGAAUGGGAAUCCCUCAGGCUGAGACCGACGCCUACUUCGGAUCCAAGGAGCCAGACCCAGCACCACCCUAUCACAGUCCAGUGGAUCAGCUGGAGAAGAGCCAAUCCAUCGCCAAGAUCAUGCAAGGGUUGCCAGGUGAACAUGUGGAGAAGGCUCGGGUUGUGACGAAGAUGGUUCGCUCCAGCAGCUCCACCGGACACAGGAACUACAAUGCCCCCACAUGUCCUCCCUCCACCUCCUGGCAGCCCAUCAGCUCCCAGAUCCACCAGCAGGCUCCGCCCCCUCCUCAUCGUAGCCAGGGUAAUACUCCAAGUCCGGUGGGGGAUGGGUCACUGGUUCGACUGCCCCCCCCUCCAUCCGGGGAGAGACACGGUGGGAACCGAUCGAACCGUCACAGCACCGGAGACCGAGGGGGGGCGGAGAAACAGGAGAGGGCAGGAGAGGGGUCCAAUGGGAUGGGAGGAGGAGGCGAGGAGGGGAAGCCUGACAGUGACACCUCUAUCUCCAUUCCAUCAGUGGACCACGAGGAGCUGGAGCGUUCUUUCAGUGGCUUCUCCAUCUCCCAGUCCAGAGACAACCUGGACUUCCUCAACAAUGGAUUCUACUCCUCCAACAACCUGGGAGAUCACCAUGGUGGGGGAGGAGCUGCCUGCUGCACCGCCGUCCGGUCCUACAUCGCUGAGGGGGAGUCAGACUCCGACUCCGAGCUCUGUGCCCCGUCGCCGCACUCGGACCGGGCCUGGACUGGAACCAAAUGAAGCUGAGAGAAAUCCAGAGUCACAACCAGCAGAACAUUUAAAGUAUUUAUCAAAAUUUGAAUAAAAAGUAAACAUGAAGAUUUAAACCACCAGCUGGAGGCUCACAGCAAAGGAUUAUUAUGGACAGAGCUCUGCGGCCGCACCCACGAUGGUACAAUUUACGUGACAGAUUCUGCACGGCAAACAUCUGUCCACACUGUCACCGACUGGCACACUGCUGGGACACGCUUUCACCUAUUGGUUGCUUGUUUCUAUGUAUAAAAUAAUGCUAUCACAUAAUCUCAGCUCACCAAUACAUUUAUUAAUCGUUUAAACAAAGAAAAGUUGGAAAGAUGCACCAGACUGCUGUUUGUUUAUCUACUUCCUGUCCAAAAUUUAGGAAGUAGAUCCGGCGCUGCCGGGUUUUAACUUUCAGGUGAACCACGAGCUUUCAGGUAACUUUGGCUAUGUACGGGAUCUGUUUCUUACUCUGCUCUCUAGAGGCUGCAGCAGUAUCAAUGAACUCUGUUUAUAUGUUUUUUAAUAUUCUGGUUAUUUAACUAAAUGUGACUCUGCACGGUCACUGGAGCAUCUUCUUACUGUGACACUAUCAGCUUGCAUCUGCUCAUCUACUACAUGUAAUCUUUAGCAGGUUAUUGUUUUUUCCCCAGGUGUUUUUGGAAGACUGUAUGGACGAUUUGAUAGUUACUAACAGCCUGAGGUCAGUGCUAACACACAUGCUUAUGUAUUUUGAAAGAUAAUAAAUAAGACAUAAUCUUACAAUAACUCCAUGCUUCAUAGACCUGCUGCAAAGUUACUGCUGCUGUGAUUUCAGAGUAGACAUCAGGGGAAGGUUACUUUUAAUGCUUGUUGCCAAUCGGGCUCUCUAAAUAUGGUAAGCACUGCUGAAAAGUUAAAUUUUAACCCAAGAAAAGAUCUUUGCUUAAACCUCACCAAAUGGCAAAACAGUGAAAAUAAUAAUAUUAAAUUUCUGCCAGAAAGCAUCAAACACAAACCUUUCCACUCAGAAAAUUAAAUUGUAAAGCCAAGAAAACAACUGAAAUGUUGAGAAACCUUACUGGUGCCAAUUUUAACUUUGAUGCAAUAACAAAUCUUAGAAGUAAAGCUGUGGAGUGUUCAGCUAUCUGUGAAAGACUUUGUGAUUGAAUAGCUUCAACAGUUUAAGUGAUUCCAUCAUCUGUAGUUUAUAAUCAGAUGAAAAACUGCAAUCCCGGACAAGCCCCCCUCAGCUUAAAUUAAAAAACAGGGUUUGCAGCUUAUGAAAAACAAAAAACAAAAUCAUACAACCUGAAAAGGUCAUCAGCCAGAAUAUUUUCAGUUAUGGUAAAUGGCCUGUAUUUGUAUAGCGCUUUACACAACCUGUCAUCCACCCAUUCACACACACGUGAUGGCAAGCUACAUUGUAGCCACAGCCACCCUGGGGCGCACUGACAGAGGCGAGGCUGCCGGACACUGGCGCCACCAGGCCCUCUGACCACCACCAGUAGGCAACGGGUGAAGUGUCUUGCCCAAGGACACAACGACCAAGACUGUCCAAGCCGGGGCUCGAACCGGCAACCUUCCGAUCACAAGGCGAACUCCCAACUCUUGAGCUACGAUCGUUCCCUUCUUAUGUCGAAUGUCUAGAGUGUAUUCCUGCGUCAGCAGAGCCUGUCACAUGAGGCCCUGGUUGUGGUUGAAUAUACGUGAAAGGAAAACGAUCAGUGUGCACAACGAUAGGCAAAAUACUGGACUGCAGGUAAACUUGGAGGUGCUGAAGGGCCAGCAACAAACCCAUAGUUUCCUUUUCAAUAGUGGAAUAAUUGAGCUGAUUUUUGUUAAACUUGCAGGAGAAAUAGCAAACGGGGUGGUCCAAACCCUGCACAUCUUCCAGCAACAGUACUGCUCCAGCCCCAACUUCCAAUUUGAAAGGUCAGGUCAACUCAGGUGCAGUGAGCAUGGGGUGUGGCAAAGGAGGGAUUUAGCACUUUCAAAAGCACCCUGACACUCAUCUGACCAAACAAAAUCAAUCUUUGGACAGUAGAUUAGAAUCAGAAAGACUUUAUUUUUUAUAUUAUUAUUCCUAAGGGGCAAUAAAUACUAGUUAAUGGUUAAUGGUUGGACUAUGGAGGAGAAAUUUCUGCAGAUUUGCUGUAAUAACCAACCAUUCCCAGAAACCUAUGCAGCUCACGCCUUGUUUUAGUUGUGGAAUAAUCAUUAAUCGCAACAAAGUUGGAAUUCAUGGGCCGUACCUGACCAUGUCCCACUUCCCUGCCUAAGUAUGUCACAGUGGCCUUGGCAAAUUCACCCUUUCCCAGGUUGAGAGUCAGAGCAGGUUGAGCCAAAUGGUGUAGCAUUUGCAAAUGAUCUUGCCGAGUUUCCGGAUAAACCACCAGGUCAUCCAAUUAGGCACUGCAUCUGGAGAGGCCACUCAGAACUUUAUCAGCCUCUGAAAGGUAACAUGAGCAUUACUGAUAUCAAAUGCUAUGAGAGUUUAAAAAGUCAUCUGAUGUCACAACGGCUGAAAUGUUAGAAGCAUGUUCAGUUAAGGAGACUUGCCAGUAACCUUUAAGGUGGUCCAAUUUGGUUACAGCUCCAGGGGCUCUGAUCUUUUUCAGCAGAUCUUCAGUUUCCUGUUUUGUUAGUGAGCGCUUUACAGUCAGUGUUGGGGAGUAACGGAGUACAUGUACCGGUGUUACGUAUUUAAAAUACAAAAUAUGAGUAACUAUAUUCCGUUACAGUUACCGUUUAAAAAGGUGGUAUUCAGAAUACAGUUACUUUGUUGAA
Messenger RNA from Pelmatolapia mariae (spotted tilapia), 5856 nucleotides. It is a transcript of the gene kcnq2b, whose product is annotated as potassium voltage-gated channel subfamily KQT member 2. The transcript has 19 exons. Gene Ontology annotation, biological process: potassium ion transmembrane transport. Bases 373 to 3090 code for a protein of 905 amino acids. Gene Ontology annotation, molecular function: voltage-gated potassium channel activity. The record is from RefSeq and is a predicted model, not a curated record. NCBI's taxonomy places the organism in Eukaryota, Metazoa, Chordata, Actinopteri, Cichliformes, Cichlidae. Gene Ontology annotation, cellular component: voltage-gated potassium channel complex; membrane.